Messenger RNA from Lottia gigantea (owl limpet), 2087 nucleotides. RefSeq lists its product as hypothetical. The record is from RefSeq and is a predicted model, not a curated record. Gene Ontology annotation, biological process: protein deneddylation. Lineage: Eukaryota; Metazoa; Mollusca; Gastropoda; Lottiidae. The transcript is spliced from 13 exons. Bases 230 to 1555 code for a protein of 441 amino acids. Gene Ontology annotation, cellular component: COP9 signalosome.
AUCCGGUUACUGCUUCGUUCAUAUUUCAUGACUCAGAACGUCAAAUAUUGAAACGAAAUAUUAUUUAGAAAUUCUACGAAAGUAUUUUUGUGGUUAAAACAAAUGAAAAAAAUGAAUUAAUUUGAUGAAUGAUGAAGUACAUGUAAUUUGUAGAAAUAUAUUACAUUUUAAUUUUCUUUUCGUUUCCUAAAGAGGUUCGUUGAGAAAACGUUUCAGAAUAAAAACAAAAAUGUCGGACGAAGAAUUUAUGUGCGAAGAUGAAGAAUACGAUUUGGAGUAUUCAGAAGAAAGUAAUUCUGAACCAGAUGUGGAUCUAGAAAAUCAGUAUUAUAACUCUAAAGCUUUGAAAGACGAUGACCCUAAGGCAGCCUUGGAGAGCUUUCAGAAGGUAUUGGAGUUGGAAGCCAAAGAAAAAGGAGAGUGGGGAUUUAAAGCUCUGAAACAGAUGAUUAAGAUUAAUUUCAAAUUGAAUAACUAUGAAGAAAUGAUGAUACGAUAUAAACAGUUAUUAUUGUAUAUAAAAUCUGCCGUCACCAGAAAUUACUCUGAGAAAUCUAUCAACUCUAUAUUAGAUUAUAUCUCUACUUCAAAACAGAUGGAACUAUUACAGAAUUUUUAUGAAACAACACUGGAUGCUUUAAAAGAGGCGAAGAAUGAACGACUAUGGUUUAAAACGAACACAAAACUUGGUAAAUUAUAUUAUGACCGAGAAGAUUUUACCAAAUUACAGAAAAUAUUAAAACAGUUACAUCAGUCUUGUCAGACGGAUGAAGGUGAAGAUGAUUUAAAGAAAGGGACACAACUCUUAGAAAUUUAUGCUCUAGAGAUUCAGAUGUACACAGCCCAGAAAAAUAAUAAAAAACUCAAGGCUCUGUAUGAACAAUCAUUACAUAUAAAAUCAGCUAUUCCACAUCCACUUAUUAUGGGGGUCAUCAGAGAAUGUGGUGGUAAAAUGCAUUUACGAGAAGGCGAAUACGAGAAAGCUCACACUGAUUUUUUUGAAGCUUUUAAAAAUUACGAUGAAUCAGGAAGUCCUAGGAGAACAACAUGUUUAAAGUAUCUGGUAUUAGCCAACAUGUUGAUGAAAUCUGGUAUUAACCCUUUCGACUCACAGGAAACUAAACCUUAUAAAAAUGACCCUGAAAUCUUAGCCAUGACCAAUUUAGUUAGUGCGUACCAGAAUGAUGAUAUCAAUGAGUUUGAGAAAAUUUUAAAAACAAAUCGUAGAAAUAUUAUGGAAGAUCCCUUCAUUAGAGAACACAUUGAAGAUUUAUUAAGAAAUAUUCGAACUCAAGUUUUAAUCAAAUUAAUAAAACCCUAUACCAGAAUACAUAUUCCUUUUAUAUCAAAGGAAUUAAAUAUAGAUGCUAUUGAAGUUGAAAAUUUAUUGGUAUCUUGUAUCUUAGAUAGUACUAUAAAUGGAAGAAUAGACCAGGUUAAUCAAGUCUUAAAGCUUAGUAAAGAAUCAACUGGAAUCGGACGUUACGAUGCACUUGAUAAAUGGGCAACCCAGUUACAUAAUCUUCACCAUGCUGUUAUCAGUAAAAUGGCAUAGAUUGACUUUAAGACUGAAACUGUUAAAUUUUUUACAAAACUGUUUCUGAUCUGGAAUUGAUUUAAAUGGACAUAAAAUUUUAAGUCAUUAACUUGGUUGAUAAGUGUAUAUAUUCAUUCAUCAGUUGGACUUACCAGGUGCCAUGAGUAUUGAAUAGAAUCUCUAUAUAAGACGAUAUAUCCAUUAAACUAAGUUUUGAAAAACGCUUCAAAUGGAUUAUAACUUAGUUUUAUUGAAUUAUUGGAUUGUUAGAGGGCUUCUGUCGCAUAGUUUUGACACCAGGUAAGUCCACUGAUGAAUUAAGACAAAUUUUUAGCCAAGUUUAAAUAUUUCAAUUUUUUGAUCAUCCUAAGAUGUAGUUUACCUUUAAGACUUGCUGAAGCCUUUGUAAAUAAUAAAGAAGAUAUGGUGGAUAUCAUUUCGACAUGAACAUAAAGUCAAAAACUUUAUACUCCUGUCAACAGCUCAGAGAGUCAUAAAGUAAAAAGUGCUAAAAAUGAUAAAAUAAAGUUGUAUAUUAUUUCUAUCAGUA